AUCUGUGCCCUUCACCUGUUAUCUCUUGCUAGCUAUUUUUCUUCUUGAAUUUGACCUCCAAAGAAAGAAAAGAAGAAGAAAAAGGGGGGAAAGGAGGGAAAAAAGAGAUGUCGACUCUCACUGUGCCUCCCAAUCUCAGCUCACCUCGCCAAGACGCCAUUGAUCUCUACAAAGCUUUUAAAGGAUUUGGUUGCGAUAGCUCAACUGUAGUCAAAAUUCUUGCUCAUCGGGAUGCAACCCAGCGAAAUCUCAUCCAGCACGAGUACCGUGCAAUGUACCAUGAGGAACUUACCACUCGAUUGAGUAAAGAGCUUGGUGGGGACCUUAAGAAAGCAAUGAUGCUUUGGAUUCUUGAUCCAGCCAACCGAGAUGCCACUAUAGUUAGGCAAGCACUCACCGGAGAUGUCAUCGAUCUCCGUGCAGCCACUGAAGUGCUAUGUUCUCGCACACCUUCCAUGAUACAGACAAUUAAACAGGCAUACCUUGCAAGAUUCGGUGCUUAUCUUGAACACGAUAUUCAAAACCUGGCCACUGGUGAUCACCAAAAGCUUCUUCUCUCAUAUACUGGAGUGAUUCGUUUCGAAGGUCCUCAAUUUGAUCCUUCAAUGGUAGCGACAGAUGCCAAGGCUCUCUAUAAAGCCGGAGAAAAGAAACUGGGCACAGAUGAGAAGGUGUUCAUUCACAUCUUCAGUGAACGAAGCAGUGCGCAUUUGGCUGCUAUUGCUUCUACAUACCAUGAUGCAUACGGAAGCUCUCUAGAGAAGGCUGUCAAGAGUGAAACAUCUGGAUUAUUUGAAUUUGGUCUGCUGACUAUUUUAAGGUGUGCUGAGAAUCCGGCCAAGUACUUUGCGAAGUUGCUACGCAAAUCUAUGAAGGGCCUAGGAACCAAUGACACGAUGCUUAUAAGGGUUGUAGUCAGCAGGACUGAAAUCGACAUGCAAUACAUCAAAGCAGAGUAUCAGAAGAAGUACAAGAAGGCGUUGAGUGCUGCGAUCCACUCAGAGACUUCAGGCCAUUACCGAGCAUUUCUUCUCGCCCUUGUGGGCCCCAACUAGGGUUUGCAGGGGUUCAUCGAGACUGAUAGCUUCUAGUUGUGUGCCCUUUGUUGUAAGGGUGUUGUUGAAUGCUAUUGUUAAGAUGUUGUGCUUUGCGUACUGAAAUGUUCAGGCUUGGUGGUUGUUUAAUGUUUCACUUUUAUCAGCGUAUUUCCUCCAGAAAUAUAUGCUUCUAGUGUCAUUAUGGGUUAUGUAUAUCUUGUGGUUUGUUAUUUUCUGAUUUCAUAGGUGACAUUCUUGUGAAUAUAUAAGCAGUAUCUUGUGGGUAGCUUGGAAAUUAGAAGAUUGUUUGGACUUGUUGGGGGAAUGUAUGUAUUCAAUUAAGAG
Messenger RNA from Asparagus officinalis (garden asparagus), 1382 nucleotides. Its product is annotated as annexin D5. The transcript has 6 exons. Gene Ontology annotation, molecular function: calcium-dependent phospholipid binding; calcium ion binding. NCBI's taxonomy places the organism in Eukaryota, Viridiplantae, Streptophyta, Magnoliopsida, Asparagales, Asparagaceae. Bases 108 to 1055 code for a protein of 315 amino acids. Gene Ontology annotation, cellular component: cytoplasm. The record is from RefSeq and is a predicted model, not a curated record.